AUGAGCCCAGUCAGCGAUGUCGCGGACGGCGACACGGGUGAUCUCUUCCAGGACCCCGAGGACUUCUACCCUCCUACCCCCCCUCCCACCACGCAGUCCCACACGCUCUCAUCAGGCCGUGUGCUGACGCUGCACCUCGUCGGCUACUCGCCCACGGAGGCGCAUCACCUCUGGAACGGCAGCCGCAUCGUAUCAGACUACUUCGAGGCGGAGCCGUCGCGGAUCAAGGGCAAGACGAUGCUCGAGCUCGGCGCGGGCGCGGGGCUGCCGUCCCUGACCGCCGGUAUCCUCGGCGCGAAGAAGGUCGUCGUGACGGAUUUCCCGGACGCGGACAUUGUCCAGACGAUGCACAAGAACGUCGACGAGGCAGGGGACCUGGAGGGCGUCGUCGUGCCGCUCGGGUACGUGUGGGGGGCGGACGUCGCGCCUCUGCUGAAGGAGCUGCCCGACGGGGCGGACGAGAAGUUCGACGUGCUCGUGUUGGCGGAUCUGCUGUUCAGGCACUCGGAGCACGGCAAGCUGGUCGACACGAUCUGGGAAGCGCUGUCGAGGAAGAAGGAGAGCGUGGCGUACGUCUUCUUCACGAGUUACCGCCCCUGGCUGCGGCACAAGGACCUCGCAUUCUUCGACGUCGCGCGCGAGAGGGGCCUGGUGGUCGAGCAGGUGCUGGAGAAGAAGAUGGAGAAGCCGCUUUUCGAGGGCGACCCUGGAGAUGUCGAGGUCCAGAAGACUGUCAGCGGGUUCGAGGUGAGGUGGCCCGAGGAGCUGUUGGAGGGUUGA
This is a messenger RNA of Colletotrichum truncatum, 780 nucleotides long. RefSeq names its product nicotinamide n-methyltransferase. The record is from RefSeq and is a predicted model, not a curated record. Lineage: Eukaryota; Fungi; Ascomycota; Sordariomycetes; Glomerellales; Glomerellaceae. Gene Ontology annotation, molecular function: protein-lysine N-methyltransferase activity.